UACAGGUCAGUCUGCUGGAACACUGUGUUCUCAUCAGCUACAGUACAGCCGGAACAUUGUGUUACUUAGUGGCUACUUUCCAAGACCUGCCCUUAAUAUCACACUGAACGCCCUCCAGCCUCGCUCUCUCCGCCUCCUCUUCGGCGUCAUUUCCAUUCUUCGCUCUACGUUGGGCGAGAUGUGUGGAAGCGAGGUUUAUUAAAGUAAGGAGCUUGUUAGUGGACACGAGAGGGGAUACAAGUUAAUCAUCAGACAUCAGACUCAGGACCAGGCGUCUUUUAUCGAGCUUUUAUCAAACAAGUAUGAGUGGGAUGUCAAGAGAAAAGGAUGACCACUGAUCAAGACUUGUCUGUCGACCAAUCAGCUGUCGCUUUGUUUGCUGUAAAGGGUAUUGACGUAACGUCGAGCAAGGAUAAAGGAGUACUGAAGAUAGUGAAGGUCCAGGGCGUAGAUGGAGACAGGCCCAUGCUUGGGGACAGGGUUACCCUGCACUACACGGGUAAACUGCUCAACGGGCAGAAGGUGGACUCCAGUUUAGAUCGCAAGGAACCCUUUUCAUUCAGUUUAGGAAAGGGGCAAGUGAUCAAGGCGUGGGACAGCAGUGUGAUGACGAUGCAGAAGGGAGAGGUGUGCUCACUGCUCUGUCGUCCGGAUUACGCCUAUGGAGCCCCAGGGAACCCACCAAAGGUUCCCCCAAACUCAACCCUACUGUUUGAGGUUGAGCUGCUGGACUUCCAGGGCGAGAUGCUCACAGAAGACGGUGGAAUAAUGCGGAGGAUCAAGACCAAGGGAGAAGGCUUCACCAACCCCAACGACGGGGCUACUGUCGAUGUGCACCUGGAGGGGAGGUGCGAGGGCCAGCUGUUUGACUCCCGGGAUGUGUGUUUUAUUGUGGGAGAGGCGCAGGACAAGGGCGUCCCACUGGGAGUGGACCGGGCCAUGGAGAAGAUGCAGAAAGGAGAGUGCUGUCUACUUCAGCUUAAAUCCAAGUAUGGCUUUGGGAGAGAAGGUAAGCCAGAGUUAAAGAUUGGACCAAACAAAGACAUGCUCUAUGAAGUUACCCUCAGAGACUUCAAAAAGGCCAAAGAAUCAUGGGAAAUGGACUUGAAAGAGAAACUUGAACUGUCUGUUGAAGUUAAGCAUAAAGGGAAUCAGUAUUUUAAGGCGGGCUUCCUCCAGCAGGCCAUCAUCCAGUACCAGCGCAUCGUGUCCUGGCUGGAGAUGGAGUGUGGCGUGGGAGAGGAGCAGCAGAGGAAGAUCCAGGAGUUCCUGCUGCUGUCCCAGCUCAACCUGGCACUGUGCUACCUACGGCUGCAGGAGUUCUCCCACGUGGUGGACAACUGCAACAAGGUGAUUGAGCUCGACGCGACGAACGAGAAGGCGCUGUAUCGCCGGGGCGAGGCCCGUCUCUGCCGUAACGAGUUCAGUCUGGCCAUGGCCGACUUCCGCCAGGUGCUGCAGGUCAACCCGUUGAAUCGGGCGGCCCGGGCUCAGAUUACCAUCUGCCAGCACAAGGUCAGGGAACACCAGGAGCGGGACAAGAAGAUCUACGCCAACAUGUUCCAGAAAUUCGCGGAACACGAUAAAAAAGUUGGGAAGCAGAAGCGAAGGAAGGAUGAAAGUGUAAAAAGCAACGGGGAGGUGGGGAGUAAACGGAGACGCAGGAGUCAGGAGAACUCAUGAUGUCAAAUACUCUGAGGAAGGGCAGGCCUUUCCUUUCCUAGCCCAUCAUAACACUCGUCGCUUCGGAGGUUUAUAUACGGGAUCUCUGGAACGUUUUGGUUCAGAAGAUAUUAUGGAAUCGGCUGAGCAGAGCGAAGGCAUGUCAUUGAUUUUUGAACUCCACAUCAUAUCACCCAUAUGCCUUUGGCAUUCAAUCUUUUUUGGGCAUCUGUCGGUAAGUGCAAUGCCCGUCCUUGGGAACAGAAAUAUUUGUGGCAUUUUUUUCAAAACAGAAUCGUAAUUUUUUUUUGUUGUGCUAUACCAAUUGUAAAUAAAUGGCCCAAUCAUUUUAUACUCCCUAGAAAACUUGAUAGAGUCAAUAAAACAUAUUCACAACAUGCACAAUAAAAGAAUCAUGACUUUUGAAUUUAACCGUUUUCAUUCUAGAAAACCACAAAACAAAACAUUCUAACGGUUGUAUUGUUGAACAUGGUUAACGAAUGCUGCCUUUGUACCUUUCUAUAAAAACUACUGGUACAUACUGUUGCAUGCUAUUGUCAUCGUUGUAAGCUUUAAAUAUGAAUUGUCGAAACCACAAUGCUAUCUCAAUGCAUCUUAACUUUUUUUUGUUAUGCCCUCUUCGUAGGUCUCCGGACUUUGUUCAUGAAUUCUGAAUUCUGCGCUUAGAUGUCUGAUGCUUUAUUUAGAUUGUAAUUCCACCGCUGUUCUCUCGCCAAAAACAGGCAUCAUCAGAUAUGAUCCUGGAUGAGAUUUGCACCCUGAAUUUGCUUUAUUAAUUUGACGUAAAACAAUCUAAAUUGGUGUCUUAAAUAGUGACAAUGGUGUAAAAGGAAAGGAACUAUGUGUGUUAUUAGGCUACUUUUUUUAUUUGCAAGGGAAGUGCUGCUGUUAAACAAAACCUUUUCGUUAGCAAUGUCACUUUAAGAUAUGAUGGUGUUGUUGUGGUAAAGAGCACAGCAGCCAUUUUUGAUAUGACGUGGGAUACUAGUGACCACUGAAUCUAUGUUGGCCGUCGAUAUUUGGGAUGCUAACCCUGCUCUCGCACCAUGGGGUAGUUCGGGGGGAUUAGCAAGCAGAAAGUGUUACCUUGAUUACAUAGGAUACUGAUGAAUAUUUGUGAGAUACUUUUGUUUUCUUCGUCUGUCUGUCAAAUUUUAUUGCCAUGGCUUUUUAUUUUGUGGGCUUAUUUUGACCUGGCCGUUUAUUUAAGUAUUUGUAGUUCAGUAUGGUCUAUAGGCCUACUGUUGUGUAACAAACUUUAUUAAGGGCUUUUUUUUAACCAAAUUGUUCAAUGAAUUGCUUUUGAGUCAGUGUAAAGCUGAUGCACUUUCCAGAUAUUAAAACAUUUCCUCGCAAAUUAAUGAGAUGAAACAAUAAAUCAGACCCAAAUUUCAAAUGACUCGGUUAUUUUAAGAAAUUAACAACAUGUCUGAUCUCCCUGCUCUUAAUUUAACUUGUGAUUCAGCGUUACAUUAAAAAAAAACAUAUGCUCAUUUUAAGCGUACAUAACCCUAUAGAAGAAAGCUUUAAAAGUGCUUGAAUAUUAAAUGCAUUGAUACGAUUUCAGUCCAAUUUCAAAGCAGUUAUAGACGUUUAAACGUCCAAAAAGGACAAUAAUUAUUUGAAAAAUCAUUAGUACCUUUAUUGCUGUGAAAAAAGAGUUUGACAUCUAUAAGAACCAACCAUGAUAAAAAUAAUCAUAAACAUCAUUAAGAGAAACACAUACAGUAUUUUUAUACAAACUACUGUUCAACUCUUAUAUGAACAAUAUCUAUAUUUUCAUACACCCAUGACUUGAUAUUAGAACUGAAUAUUAAGGCACCAGAGCUGUGCAACAUGUUUGCAUUGUCCUGGAGACUCAAGGUUCCUACUUAGUAAGAUAAGAUAUGUUUAUCUGCUGGUUGCCCCGUAGUUCAUCAAGGAGUGUCAUUAUCACAAUAUAUAUUUUUAUAAUUAAGCACGUUCACAAUUCAUCUUCUGUAGGUAAUAUUUAAAGGUCGAAAAGAGUUGAAAUUAAGCAGCACAAAUAAGCAUCUUCUCUGUACGCCGUGAUUGACGAGCAAGAUGGUUUCGCUGAAUGAUUCAGGGAAACCAUCUUGCUCGUCAAUCACCCUGAUUCGCUUGAAAUGACCCAGAAGCUUUGUUCAAGGGGGCGUAUUAUGGAAAGGCCUCAUUCUUGGCCCUUCCACUUGUUCCUCAUGUCGAUCAUGACUUUAGUAGAGGAAAAUCUGAAAUCUUGAAUUUCUUGAGUCUCAUUCUGAAGUUUUGUUGUAAUAAUCUGUUAAUAAAUGUAAUUUACCACUA
Messenger RNA from Gadus morhua (Atlantic cod), 3987 nucleotides. RefSeq names its product FKBP prolyl isomerase 5 (gene fkbp5). Lineage: Eukaryota; Metazoa; Chordata; Actinopteri; Gadiformes; Gadidae. Gene Ontology annotation, molecular function: peptidyl-prolyl cis-trans isomerase activity; protein binding. The transcript has 11 exons. The record is from RefSeq and is a predicted model, not a curated record. The coding region runs from base 328 to 1683 and encodes 451 amino acids.